AUGUCCGCGAUAAACCAAGUAAACGGGGUGUACGCGUCUAGCGCCGGUCGCGGUAUCUCAGCCACAUCCCCGGGCUACAGUGCAACAUCGGAUGUCACGGAGGUUAUCACGCUGUUCCCUGGAUGGGCUGCUAAGCGAUACGACAAUCAAGCUCCCGCGGAAACUUUGGAACCUAAUGCACCGAGACCUUUCCAGGUGGAAGUCUUUGCAUCUGGAUAUGCUAUUAGCUACCGAAACAGAGACAACAUGAGUCGCUCUCACCGGGCGUUCAUUCGACUGGCGAAAGGAUUCGCGUCUCUUCCAAAACUGGUUUCAGAGGCAGCGUCGGCGACACCGACCCCGCCAAGUUCCAACUCGUCUUCUCCACCAAUAAAUGAUCCUCGCCUGUCCAUGUCCCGCUCUACGGAAGAGCUUCUUGCUAAUGCCCACCUUCCCCCCAGACCAGAGGAAAUGGACGCAGCGUAUAACAUUGCAUACCUGGAGGAGAACGGCGAGCUCCCCGCCCCAGAUAGAGGAGCGCUGAACACGGCCGACUUAACUCUGCGCCAACCACCUCCGGAUCCAGCUCUCAUGCCCGCGCGUUCAGAAACGCCCAUGCGACAGGAAACCUCCGCAGGAGAGGCUAUCGCCAACCUAACAUCCGAAGCGAUCACAAAACUCCAUGCGAACCUCGAAGCGAGGCUGAAACCUUUUUGGUCGAGUGUUGUAGUUGGAAGGACUGUCCGGCUCCAUCUCUUCGCCUCUCCUCGGAAUAACCCUACCGCGCCGAGCGGUAUCAGUGAAGACGAUGCAUCCCAUGAAUACAACAUCCCACUUGAUACAGUCGAAGUGACAACCGACAAUGAUGGAAGCUUUCAAGCACGCUUUGUAGUCGACUGGGACAAGCUUUGCUGUCAUCCGCGAGGGCUGCAUAUCGCUUUUGGUCACGGGCACGAUUCUGGCCUCGAGCAUGAAGUUGUCGUCGUUGCUGAGCUGCUGGAACCACCGUCCCCGGAACAACGAGGCCCUCCGGUUACCUAUACCACGUAUUCCAGUUCUCGAAGUCCCACUAAAGCAAAACCGACCGUGACUUCGACGGACUCGACAGGUGCAUCGACCAGGAAAACGAACAUCCAUAUACCCAUCACGCACAGUCCUAUUCGUGUCAUUUCUGACAUUGAUGAUACCGUGAAGAAAUCGGAGGUUUUGGGAGGGGCGAGGUCGGUAUUCUAUAACGUGUUUGCGAAGGAGUUGGAAGAAUGUGUUGUCCCUGGUAUGGGAGAGUGGUACACGAAGAUGUGGAAGAAUGGAGUCCGGUUUCACUAUGUGUCGAACGGCCCGUUUGAAUAUACCUCCGUCCUGAACGAAUUCUUCCCACUAGCUCAGCUCCCACCUGGGUCGUUCAAGCUAAAGUCGUACGCUCGACGCUCAUUGUUCAACGGGCUUAUGACGACAGCUGCAGGUCGAAAGCGAGCGGGUGUGGAAGAAGUGCUCGACUCCUUCCCCGACUCGCGGUUUUUCCUGAUUGGUGAUAGUGGGGAACAAGACCUUGAGCUCUAUGCAGAUUUGACACGCCAACGGCCUAACAACAUUCUCGGGGUCUUCAUUCGUGACGUGAGCACUAUUGAAGGUGUGACAGAUCCCAUCGAUGACCCAACGGGCGGGCUUGCUCUGAUUGCCCGUGCCACAAGAAGCACUGUCGGUCUCAGCUCGGAAUCUCAAGCGAACCUUGCCUCUGAAACGGACAGCACCUUCAGCAACGACAGAGACGCUGGGAUAUAUGGCCAGGGACAACGGCGGCCCUCUGUAGCGCGGUCCGUAUCGAGUCUGUUGGCGAGUGCAGUGGGCAAGCGGUCGGGAUCCAUCUCAUCACUCUGGUCGCGCGACUCGACGCCCAAUAACGUUCAAGCGCAGGGACAGGAUGGGUACUUUGAUAGCGACUCGGUAUGGGAGACGAGGAAGCUGAGCGAUGCCCUCCACGAGGAGCCAGAAGACAUGGCGACACCACAGAUAGCCCAGAGUACAUCUUCUGGACAAGGCCAGGUUGGAGACGCCAAUCCGACGCCUAGGAUGAACUCCACCCCCACCAUGACGCCAUCCAGCACGAUUAAGCAAUCUAGCUCAGCUGGCCAAUUCAUCACUGAGCCACCCAAGGCUACCCCUCCACCUUCGCUUCACGGUCGCCGGCGCCGUGGCUCGACCAAAUCCUCUCGGUCGUUGGCCAACUCGGAGAACGGAGGGGUGGGCGUUGCGUUGGCCGACAUCGCAACCCGGCGCUCCCAACGGACCGGCGACGCAGCGUCUUCAAUAUCCACAUCGUCCAGUUCUUCAAGUCGAUUUUCUUAUGAUGGGUCUGAUCCUAACGACCCUUCAGCUGGACAUGCGUUUAAAGCGCGUUUUGAGAGGGUGACUAGGCAGAUGAAUACGGCUGUUACGGUUGAGGAUCGGAGGAGGGCGGAGUUGCAGUUGAGAGUUUGGCAGGCGAGGACGGUUAUGCCUGAUUGGGUUGUGUUGAGGGUGUUUAGGCACCCGGAGGAGUGUGUUGAGGCGCAGGAGAUUUUGGAUAGGGAGUUGGAGAAUUGA
Molecule: messenger RNA, 2562 nt
Organism: Coprinopsis cinerea okayama7#130
Lineage: Eukaryota; Fungi; Basidiomycota; Agaricomycetes; Agaricales; Psathyrellaceae
Exons: 6
Coding region: 1-2562 (853 amino acids)
Cellular component (GO): actin cortical patch
Molecular function (GO): phosphatidate phosphatase activity
Source: RefSeq, a predicted model, not a curated record